UUUUCCACCUCUUUUUCUCCCUUUCUUGACUCCCAAACAACCCCCUUAAUUCUCAUCAUCGAUCCUUCCUUCGCCUUGGCACUGCACACUCUUCGGCACAGAGUCACAGAGAUAUCUGAUCAUUAGUGGGUUCAGUAAUGGAUUCCGACUCCCUGGAACUCAGCUUGGGCACUGAAAAACAAUGCUAUAUCCCUCCAAGCAUCACCCACUUUCUGAAUCACCUUUCCAGGAUCAGAGAUGUUUCUAAGAGGCUAGCUGAGUUGAACGACUAUGUGAGCAAGUUGGAGCAGGAGAUGCGCAAGCUGGAUGCCUUAAAACGCAAUCCUCAACGCUGCAUGCUGCUUCUCAAGGAUGCUGUUGAGUUUCUGAAAAAGGAAGGAGAGAAGAUGAAGCGAGAUAUAGAAUUUAAAGAACCUAAAUGGCCUGUGCUGAAGGAGUUUCUGCCAUUAAAGAGAAGCUUUAAUGAGGAGGAACACAGGGCAGUACCCAUGGAGAAAGAAUAUGGCAGAGAAGAGGAGAACCUGACGAUGAAUUGUCACUAUGAAAAGAGACAUAAAUCCACCCUUGCAAUUCCCAAGCCCUGCAAAUUGAGCAUAGGAGGAGGAGGAGGAGCAUUCACACCAUUCAAGGCAACAAUGGCGAAAACAGAAGUGGCCAAGGAGGUGGCGGAAGAGCCAGUUUUAUCCCUUCUUCUGCCUGGAACCCAGAAUUCAAGGCCCCGACUGGGUAACAACCAUCUUCUUCCAGAGCCCUACAACAACGCUGCCGAUGGAACCCAGACUGAAAGGCUUGAACUGGGUUACAACUACCCUGUUCCCAAGAACAAUGACAUAGGCAAAGGUGUUGCCCAUCAUCAGCCGUUUAAUCCACAGGCAGUGCAACAACACCAGGCAAUCUGGAAGAACAACAGAAGAUGCUGGUCACCAGAGCUGCAUGCUAGAUUCAUGGCCGCCAUGGACUUUCUUGGUGGUCCUGAAGUGGCCACCCCGAAGCAGAUUAGAGCGAUUAUGCAAAUUGAAGGGCUUACAAAUGAUCAAGUUAAAAGCCAUCUCCAGAAAUACCGGCUUCACAACAGGGGGCAACAAGUGGAAGAUACAGAGCCAGCAAAUCGACAAGCAAGUUUCCAAGAGCCAUGGAAACCUGAGAGCCACUCCGGAAACUCCUGGAGCACAUGGAGUUAGUCCAACUUCCCAGUUGUCCACUAAGCUUAGCGGUGCUGGGACUACUUGGAAGGCCUCUGCUGCUGACAAUGCCAAUAGGGUCGAAAACGAGCUAUGGCCUCAGAAGCCAGUUUUGCAAAUCUGGGGACACUGAUGCAAACUUAUUCUCCUAGAAUUUUAUGUGUAAGGGGUAUAUGUGAAGGGGUUCAGUUUGUAAGUGCUGAGGUCACACAAUACAAAAAAAUGAAAU
This is a messenger RNA of Vitis vinifera (wine grape), 1410 nucleotides long. RefSeq names its product transcription factor HHO5. The coding region runs from base 138 to 1181 and encodes 347 amino acids. Gene Ontology annotation, biological process: regulation of DNA-templated transcription. The record is from RefSeq and is a predicted model, not a curated record. Gene Ontology annotation, molecular function: DNA-binding transcription factor activity; DNA binding. The transcript is spliced from 5 exons. Lineage: Eukaryota; Viridiplantae; Streptophyta; Magnoliopsida; Vitales; Vitaceae.